AUGUCCAAUGGAUCGCUAUCUCAACACCUGCAACGUGGGGGACUGUCAUGGAAGAAGAGACUAGAGAUAUGCAUAGGAGCAGCGCGUGGACUACACUACCUUCAUGCUGGAGCCAAGCGCACAAUCAUUCACUGUGACUUCGGUGUUAGAAGCAUUCUUUUAAACGAUGACAUGGAGCCAAAAAUCGCAGAUUUCAUCUUUUGCCGACAAGGAGCACCUUCUAUGUCAAAGCCAAAAACAAUUAAAGUGAAUUGUAUUUGGGGUACUUCAGGCAAGAUAGCAUGGGAGUAUGCCAUGUACGGUACAAUCACGGAUAAAUGUGAUGUUUACUCAUUUGGUACGGUUCUGCUAGAAGUUGCGUGUGGAGGGACAUACCAUUGGACAGUGGAACCUGAGAAGCCUGUCGAGGAUAGCAUUGAUCCAAAUAUCAAAAGGAACAUUGCACCAGCGUGUUGGAAAGUCUUUGUAGAUAUCAUAGAUAGAUGUGUGAUGUAUGAGCCACAUGAGAGACCAACAAUGGGUGAAGUGGAGUAUCCAGCUGUAAUACAAGAGUUGUGCCAUCAAUUUUCUCUCACCGAUCUUAGGAAAUCAACCGACAAAUUUGAUCGUAACAGACUAAUUGGAUAUGCAAGCUUUGGUAAAGUAUAUAAAGGGUGCCUCCAACACAACGAUGGUUCUGAUUAUACAGUAGCAGUAAAGCGAUUAAAUGCAGAAGACAUUCAAGAACACAACCAGUUCAACAAAGAGAUAGAGUUGCUCUGCGGGGAUACAGAAACGCUGUCAUGGAAGAAAAGGAUAGAGAUAUGCAUAGGAGUAGCACGUGGACUACACUACCUUCACGCUGGAGCCAAGCGCACCAUCAUUCAUCGUCACAUUUGUCUCGCAAACAUUCUUCUGGAUGAUAACAUGGAGCCAAAACUCGCAGGUUUCGGCCGUAGCAUACAGGGAGCACGCUUUAUGUCAAAGCCAAAAGAAAUUCCAAUAGAUGAUGAUGUUAGGGGUACUUAUGGAUACCUACCUAUGGAGAACUUCAGGGACAGUACCGUCACAGAUAAAUGUGAUGUUUUCUCAUUUGGUAUGGUUCUUCUAGAAGUUGUGUGUGGAAGAAACUAUUUUGACAUGGCACCAAUAGAGGGAUAUCUGGAGAAGCCUGUCGAGGAGAAUAUUGAUCUGAAUAUCAAAGGAAAGAUUGUGUCAGAGUGCUGGGAAGUCUUUAUAGAUAUCACCCGAAGAUGUGUGAAGUAUGAAGCAGAGGAGCGACCAACAAUGGGUGAAGUAGAGGUGCAACUUGAGCAUGCUCUGUUGUUGCAGGAACAAGCAGAUAUCACAAACAUCCAUGGUGAUGAAUAUACCCUAUUGUCCAAAACCAUCAUCAAAUUAAAGCCUGAGCGGGAAGAUGAGCAAGAGCAUGGUUUGUCAUUACGUCAAGAAGAAGAAGAAGAUAUCAGUAACACAGAAGACAGUGACUUAGAAGACAUGUUUCAUAGAUUUGGCCUCUAUUUAGCUAUGAAUACGAGGAUUCGAAGUAAAACUUUUGGUGUUGAUACCUGCCACCUCGAAGAGCCUUUUGAAGACUGGACCAGAGCAAUAAACUUGAGAACAUGA
This is a messenger RNA of Sphenostylis stenocarpa, 1605 nucleotides long. The record is from the annotation of a GenBank genome assembly. NCBI's taxonomy places the organism in Eukaryota, Viridiplantae, Streptophyta, Magnoliopsida, Fabales, Fabaceae.